Molecule: messenger RNA, 2355 nt
Organism: Oncorhynchus mykiss (rainbow trout)
Lineage: Eukaryota; Metazoa; Chordata; Actinopteri; Salmoniformes; Salmonidae
Product: zeta-sarcoglycan-like
Biological process (GO): heart contraction; cardiac muscle tissue development
Cellular component (GO): sarcolemma; sarcoglycan complex
Source: RefSeq, a predicted model, not a curated record
UCAUCUACUAAUCUUGAUUAGUAACACUGAAACUGGGUGCUAUGGAGAAACCGACUGCACGCGCGGGUACGCGCACACAGCACACAAAAAGCGCGCGCCGAGCAAUUUUCGUUAUGGACAGAUUUUUUUACGCACACUCGUGUCACGCAAGCACCUGUCUUUCUUGAGAUGGUAGGCUACGGAGUGCGGAUAGAUAAGCUACCAUGCAAGUGGACUAUGCAUUUUUUUGUGGGAAAUAUUUUUAUGAUGAACAGGAGUUUAGGGUGGAUUUGCGUAGCCUACUGAAAAAAAAAAUUCCGGCUGGCCUCUCAACUCCACAAUCUUUGGAUGAGAAGAUGUUCAGAAUCUGAUAGAUUUACCAGAUAGGUAUGACAGCAAGACUACAAUUUUUUUUUAAAUAUGCGCCUUUGAGUUUUUUUCUUUCGAGGCAUCUAACGUUAUAUUGAUAAUGCAAGCAAGCAUGCUUUUAUAUAUGUUCUGAGUUAUUUAUCAGGCUACAUUGAGUGGAAAAAUUCUCAUGAAUUUUCAAGAGUCAUUCGGUUUUUCCUUUUUCAUCAGUGUGGUAUAGACUAGCCCAAUGAGACUGAAGUGCAACUGGCCCCAAGAUAUAGAUAGGUCUGAGUACUGCGCAAUGAACUAACCAUUCAAGUUGUCCAAAUUGCUUUAUUUACGUUUUGUAAAGAUAUGGAUGAGUCAACGUCAUUGGAUAUCGAGGCCCUGAAGAUGACUGAGGAACAGUACGUACUGGAGGCCCAGUCGGGCCAUCUUCAGCAGCCCAGGUGCGACGCUGUCGACACCGUGGGACUCUAUGGGUGGAGGAAGAGAUUCCUCUACUUUUUCCUCUCGCUGUUGCUGGUCAUAAUGAUGGUCAACCUGGCCUUAACUGUGUGGAUAGUAAAGGUCAUGCAUUUCACUGUGGACGGAAUGGGAAACCUUCAGGUGAACGGGGAAGGGAUACGACUGGAGGGAAUAUCGGAAUUUCUUCUUCCCCUUUAUGUGAAGGAGAUCCAGUCAAGAAGGGCAAGCCCAUUGGUCGUGCGGUCGAAGAGAAACGUGACCAUAAACGCUCGAAACGACCAAGGCCAACUCACUGGACAGCUGACAGUGGGUCCCGAUUCAGUGGAAGCACAGUGUCAGAGAUUUGAGGUGCGAACCAGGGAUGGAGGGAAGGUGCUGUUCUCUGUAGAUGAAAAGAAGAUCAGCAUAGGAACAGAUACAGUCAGAGUAACUGGCUCAGACGGAGGGGUCUUUGGACACUCUGUGGAAACGCCACACAUCCAGGCAGACGCCUCUCAAGAUCUGAAACUUGAGUCUCCAACAAGGACCUUGACCAUGGAGGCUCCCAGAGGGGUAGAGGUCACUGCAGCCAGGGGGAAACUGAAGGCCACAUGUCGGAAAGACCUGGAACUCCAGUCAACAGAGGGAGAGAUCUUUUUAGAUGCAAACGCGAUCCGACUGGGGAGCUUUCUUCCACUUGGUGUCUACUCCCCGUCCUCAGACGCAGCUUCUCAGAAACAGACUGUGUACGAGCUGUGCAUCUGCCCCAACGGCAAGCUGUACCUCUCCCCCGCCGGCAGCAGAUCCAGCUGCUAUUCCACAAGCAACGUCUGUCUCUGGAACUGAUAUAAAGAACACUCUUCCACCACCUGUGAUGUUCACUGCUGCUCCAACAUCAAUAAUAGCAAAACAAGGACAGGGGAGACACCUUGGCCCCGUCCAGAACACUAGCACCUAGCUCUAACUUGAUGUAGACCUGUCAAGUAUAAGCUAUAUGUAACAUUUCACCCAGUCUAUCAGAGGGCAAGUUGGACCUACUACCAUGGUACUAAUGGUUCACGUGCUGUUGGAGUUUUCAGAAGUUUGGAAUUCCGACUGGGAAGUUUCACUUGAGCUAAAAUGUUUUUUACCCGAGGUGCCGAGUUCACGUCUGACCUUUCACCGCUGACCUUUUCACCUUUUCAACCAAAAGAUGACAACAAAUCGUUUUUUUGAACAUUUACAAAUGUAUCAAUGUGAAUAACGCAACUAGUUAGACCAUAUUUUAAAUGUUAAGCAAGCUAGCUAACUUUAUUGUUAGCAACGUUUAGCUAAAAUCUUAUUGUUUGUAGAUUGUUCCAGACUUCAAAAGCAUUUGAACACAAUCGUGUCGAAUAUUGGACCACAAGCACAUGAUGCCCUAUCCAAUACUUUCAGAAAUACAUGAGUGAAGGGGCUAGGGGUUAGAGUGAAGGCGCUAUGGGUUGUUACUGGACUGGGACCAUGUUUCAGAACAGCUGAGCCCAGAGGGCGGAGCUUUGUUUUUGUACUGCAUUUUGUUUCUAUACUGGAUUCAAUGACAGUGAUAUGACAGACUAA